Molecule: messenger RNA, 1494 nt
Organism: Vitrella brassicaformis
Lineage: Eukaryota; Vitrellaceae
Source: the annotation of a GenBank genome assembly
UCAAAAGUAGGCAGCGCUUGGAUCUCCCUUGAGUGCCGUGCGGAUGACAGCCGGGGCUGUGGACGUGUCAACGGAUUUGCUGCUAGUGAAGUGCUCCAGCACAUCGCCCUCAUUCGAUGAGGUCUCGCUCCGCCGGUAAAGCUCGAACAGCAGGGCAGGUGCCCGGCCAGUCCAACAUAUCUCUCCUUCGCUUGCAGAGGGGCUGAUGGCCAGCGCCUCGGUCGGCUCCUCGAUACGGGGGAUCUCGAGCCUGUACACGUCACGUGCGCUUCUCCGGUCGACCCAAUAAUCCCUGAUGCUCUUGCCCACUGUGGCGACGUGACUACUGAAGACGAAGUAACGAUCUUCCGCUCCGAGGCAGCUAAGGAUGAACUCAGCUACCGCCCUCGCCUCCGAUCCUUCAACAGUCAGUGCCGGCAAGGCCUCCUUCGUGAGAAGCUGGUUUAACUUGUCAACAAGGAGAAUCAGGGGCCCGGUGAGCCAUCUCUCCAGGAGAAGCGGAUCAAGAGAGACGUGAUCUAUCCAGUCUUCGAACGAGAUGUCAUCCGGAUCCUUGCCGAUCUGCUUCGCCAGACUCGCGACUGUCUCCUCUCUUGCACACGCCCACGUAAUCCGCAGCACUAUCGAGUCCAGCAGAGUCAACUCGCUGCGCUUGUGGAGCUGGGCCUCAUGCUCGUUGAAGCGAGUUUGGCCGCUGAAGGUUAUGAAAAGCACCGGCUUGCCGCGUCGUUGCAGCUCGCUCCCGAGCUCCUUGAGGGCACGCGACUUGCCGCCUCUCGCGAACCGCGUCAGCACCACAGGGCCCACCCGAAAGUCCGUCGUGUCAUAGCUGGCGAACCGUGGCAAAAUGUAGUCGUCCACGACGUGUAGCAGUCUGGUGAGGCCGACGUACUGCUCAGGAUCUGGACGCUCGAGUCCGCGAGCCCGCGGGGGCUCUGGCGUGAGCGCGGGGACGUGUCGGGACUCACGCUGAGCGUUGGGGUCUGUGAGCUUUGUCAAUUGAGAUGAGGUGGCUGUCCGUGAUCAAGAAGUUGCGAGAGCGGCGGACUCCUCCAGGUCCGGUGUCUGAGGGCCAGCAGAAACAGGAGAAAUGUGCGAGAGCCAGAUCCUCAUCCCGCCCUGUUUUACAGUCCCCACCUGCUUCACUCAUGCGAAGGAUGGAGGGGGAGCUGACAGAUUGGCCCUUCUUGGUUUUCAGUGGUGUACGUCUGGAGAGGGCCAUACGGUGCAGGAACGCAUUAUGGCCAGGUAAUGAAGCAGAGGCCACAGACAGAGUAAGGAGCAAGAUCCACAGCAUCACGGCCAUCAGACGAUUAAGCGAAGUGGCGGAACAACGAGUCAAGGGCGACCCUGAGCAAUACCUGAGCAACAGAACAGCAAACAAAAUAGGCGCCAGAGGUGAACAAGGAUGUGUGAAUGACCUCUCUCUUAAUCGCUUGACAUCUCAGCCACGGGCAACACUGUGUUGGCACAAAUGUGCGCACAACACUGGUG